This is a messenger RNA of Prunus armeniaca (apricot), 930 nucleotides long. The record is from the annotation of a GenBank genome assembly. NCBI's taxonomy places the organism in Eukaryota, Viridiplantae, Streptophyta, Magnoliopsida, Rosales, Rosaceae.
AUGAUUUGGCGUUCAUGCAUACUAAUUGACAUUUUAGUUAUUCUUCCACUCCCACAGGUAGUAAUUCUCCUUUUCUUUUCUAAAGGUAGGGGAUCUUUGAACACAAAGGAGCUUAUGAACUCCCUUGCUCUGUUGCAAUACGUGCCACGGGUGCUUCGAAUUUACUUCUCAUGCAAGGAAUUUAAAGAGAGUCCAUAUGCAAAUAUUAAAGUAUGGAUUAAAGGUGUACUCAAUUUCUUUAUGUACAUCCUUGCUAGUCAUACAUACAUGCAGUCAGACGCUGACGCUGCAAGAGUAGCGGCACGCAAGAUUAAAUUUGAAAAAAAGUUGGACAAUAAAGGAACCGAGAUAGGAAAAUGGUUAUCCAAUGUCCUCAUCCCUGACAGUGAGAAGGAUAAUUUAAAGUUGGAGAUCAUGAAAAAGGUCAAGGAAGAACUUGAGCAAGACAAGUAUGCCGACGUGGAGAAGAUCCUUUCCAUUCUUCCAUUGGAACUUCGAACAUAUAUCAAUUAUAGUAUGGUGUGGAAAAAGCUCAAGGCAGCGCCAAAGCUUCAGUCUAUGGAUGAAGAAGUGUUAAAAGCAAUGUCCAAGCAUUUGACACUUAAGAAAUAUGUUGAAGGUAGCAGUAGCAGCAAUGAAGUUUCUAGUAGGUUGCUUGAAACAGGGCAUUUCUAUGGAGAAGAACUUCUGGAUCGGGUAAAGGUUUCUUUGUUUCCUUCCUUGUUACCCCUUUCGACCAGUGCCGCCGUUCUGGCCGUCAAUGAUGUGGAAGCCCGCCUUCUCAUGGCCAGCGACUUGUGUGCGGUAGCCGCUUUUUACUGUGAGCAUUUCAGUGAGAGCACUUUCAGCCCCCCACCAGUUGAUGUUCGGUUCAACAGCCUAGGUCUUGCUAAUGUGCCAUAUGAAUCUACACUACAUAUUCAAGGGUAG